GGGUCCCUUGUCUAUUCUUCUUACUCGGACUCCCUCCUCCUUCCCCGCUUUCCUUCUUCCCGUCGCUUGCCGUUGCUCUUAGCCGGCGCAUCGAGCCAUGGGAAUGCUGGCUGAGAUAUUAGAGGGUAUGGCGUCGGCGGGUUUUAAGCGGAGGUGACGAUUUCCCUUCCCUGGGAGCCGCCGCUUCUGGCUGUGAUGAUGCUGUGAAGGAAUCUCCGCGGCCCGUCUUGGGAGGGGCGGAGGAUUCGUGAUGGUAGUCUUGGAAGUGGCGUACUACUAUCUCGCUUGCUGCUAAUCGGGGUUGCCGCCUUUCUGGCCGGUGGCGUCUUUCUUUUGGCUUGGAACUGUUGGUUCCUGUCGGAUCUCUUCCACCCCGAGGACUGAAUUAGGAUGGGAGAAGCUUUGAGUGUAGGAAUCUGAGAAGACUCUUGGAAGACUUGUAUUAUUGGGUUUUACUACUGUGAUAUUAUUUUCAACCUGCAAACUUCGGAGUGCCUAUCCAUAUCAAAUGAACCCAGCGGUCUAGCUCAAAUGUUCAAGUCAUUGUGUUAUGGCCUUCUGACCUUUUCCCUGCUACUGUCUGCAUCUGCAAUUGAGAUAGGGUACCAACCAUGCCAUUGCGAUGGAGGUGGAUUCUGGAAUGUUGUGAACAUUUUCCAAUGUCAAAAAGUGAGUGAUCUAUUGAUUGCUGCUGCCUACUUCUCUAUUCCACUUGAACUAUUGUACUUUGCCACAUGUUCCAACCUCUUCCCCUUCAAAUGGAUUGUCAUCCAGUUUGGUGCCUUCAUAGUGUUAUGUGGACUGACACACUUGUUGAAUGUGUUCACAUACGAACCCCAUUCAUUCCUCUUGAUGCUAAGCUUGACCAUUUCCAAAUUUUUCACAGCACUUGUAUCAUUUGCCACAGCCAUAACGCUCCUGACCUUGAUCCCUCAGCUUUUGAGAGUAAAGGUGAGGGAGAACUUCCUGAGAAUAAAAGCCCGGGAAUUGGACAGGGAGGUUGGCCUGAUGAAGAGGCAGGAAGAGGCUGGUUGGCAUGUAAGAAUGCUUACUCAAGAAAUUCGCAAAUCUCUGGACAGGCAUACCAUCUUAUAUACAACUAUGGUUGAGCUUUCAAAGACAUUGGGCCUACAAAAUUGUGCAGUGUGGAUGCCGGAUGAGAAUAAAAAAGUGAUGUACCUAACUCAUGAGCUAAGGUCUAGGAACACCUCUGAUUUGUACAGCCAGGCUAUCCCUAUUGAUGAUUCAGAUAUAUUAGAAGUUAAAGAAACCACGGGUGUGAAGAUUCUCAGUAGUGAUUCUGUGCUAGGCUCUGCAAGUAGUGGAGACAGGGUUGAGUCUGGAGCAGUGGCUGCAAUACGCAUGCCAAUGUUAAAGAUUUCCAAUUUCAAAGGUGGAACCCCAGAAGUUGUUGAAGCAAGCUAUGCAAUACUGAUUCUGGUCCUCCCCAAGGAUACUUCGAGGGAUUGGAGCAAUCAGGAACUAGAGAUUAUUGAGGUGGUUGCAGAUCAGGUUGCUGUUGCCCUCUCUCAUGCUGCACUUUUAGAAGAAUCGCAAAUGAUGCGUGAGAAGUUGGCGCAACAGAAUCGAGAUCUGCUUAAGGAGAGACAGAACACUCUAAGGGCAAGUGAAGCAAGGAAUCAGUUCCAAGUUGCCAUGAGCCAGGGAAUGAGAAAACCCAUCUAUUCCAUCUUGGGUUUAUUGUCCAUGAUUCAACAAGAACACUUAAGUCCUGAACAAAGAUUGAUUGUUGAUACCAUCGCAAAAAGUGGCAGCGUGGUUUCGGCAUUGGUUAAUGAUGUGAUGGAAAUUUCUAGAAUAAACAGUGAGCAGGUGUCUUUGGUAUUGAAACCUUUCCACCUGCAUUCUAUGAUCAAGGAAGCUGUAACUGCUGCAAGAUGCCUUUGUGAUAGCCGGGGAUUUGGUUUUGGAUUUCAAAUGGAAAAUGAAGUGCCUGAUCAGGUUGUUGGGGAUGAGAAGCGAAUUUUUCAUGUGAUACUGCAUAUGGUUGGUACUGUUCUGAAUGGCUGCAUUAAUGGAAGAGGGUCUCUUAUGUUCCGAGUUAUGGGGUAUGAUGGGAUCAAAGAUAAAGAAGAGCAGGGGUCUGCAUGGAAAUUGAACUUCUCUGAUGGUUAUUCUUGCGUGAAGUUUGAAAUUGGAUUAAGUAAAUUAGAAUUUGAAAGAUUGAGCUCGUCACCAGUUCAACAUGCUCGGAUAGCUGAUUCUGAAGGUUUGGAGAUGGGCCUUAGCUUUAGAAUGUUCAAGAGGCUUGUUCAGAUGAUGCAAGGAAAUAUCUGGGAAUUUAAGAACUCCCAAGGCAUCACAGAAAGCAUAGCACUGGUUCUUCAAUUCCAGUUGCAACUGUUGACCCGAGUACCAGAGAGCAGAGGAUCUUUUGAGCUGCAUUCUACAUCUUCCACGCCUAACUUCAAAGGUCUCAGGGUUCUGCUAGCUGAGAGUGAUGAUACCAAUAGGGCUAUUACUCGUAAGCUCCUUGAGAAACUUGGUUGCGGUGUCUCAUCUGUCAGCUCUGGAAUUCAAUGCCUUAGCUCAUUUGGUGCUGCCGUCACACCCUAUCGAGUCAUAUUAUUGGACCUACACAUGUCCCAAAUGGAUGGUUUUGAAGUAGCGACAAGAAUCAGGAAGUUUAGGAGCAGGUCUUGGCCUUCGAUUGUGGCUUUAUCUGUGAGCAGAGAGGGUGAUAUAUGGGAGAAGUGUCUGCAGUCUGGGAUGAACGGCCUGAUAAGAAAACCUGUAACAUUACAGUCAUUGGGAGAUGAAUUAUACAGGGUCCUCCACAAUUCAUAGAGGCUUCAAUGCACUAAUGAGGUCCAUUCCUGUGCAAUUCUCAAAUUUCCCCCACCUUUUGUAUUUGUACACUGGAAACAUGUAUACAGGAAUCAGUUAAGGUUUUUUGAUUCAACCAGGGUAGAUCAUACCAGUAGAAUUGACCACAGACCACUUCUGAACUCACAUGAAGUAAACUUGUUAAAGUCCAACUUGCAGAUUUGUAUGAGGAUUGCAACUAAACUGUGGGGGAUAUUGCAGAUCUACAAGGAUUUAUCAUUCAUUUCUUAAUUUGCAAGCAGAUUUGCAUCUCACCAGUUAUGCUAUAUGGGAAUCUUCAGAAUUCUCAAAUGGAAAUGGGUCACAGCAUUCAAACAUGCACAUAUUUAGAAGAAACAUCCUAGCAUGGAACCCACAACACUGGAGGUCCUUCCGAGCAGGCUUGAUGACUUGGGGCACGAUUUGGUGACUUAGAAAUAUCAAUAAACCCACAGCAAAUUCAGCAUUCCAAACAAUCUCCAUGUCUGAGUCGACGCUGAAUGUCAAAUGGUCUAGGUCUUGCCAACCACCACUCGAGGCCAUGUGGAUAAUAAAUAUGAGGUGAAAACUUGGAACCAAGUAUUUUCUUGGUAGCUAUUGUAAUUAUUAUGCUCGUAUUUUUUUUAUAAUUGUAAUUUCUGUAUUUUCAUCAUUAUAAAUUCCACUUCUAUCAAA
This is a messenger RNA of Zingiber officinale, 3501 nucleotides long. RefSeq names its product ethylene receptor 2-like. Gene Ontology annotation, molecular function: ethylene receptor activity; ethylene binding; phosphorelay sensor kinase activity. NCBI's taxonomy places the organism in Eukaryota, Viridiplantae, Streptophyta, Magnoliopsida, Zingiberales, Zingiberaceae. Gene Ontology annotation, biological process: phosphorelay signal transduction system; response to ethylene. Bases 532 to 2808 code for a protein of 758 amino acids. The record is from RefSeq and is a predicted model, not a curated record. Gene Ontology annotation, cellular component: endoplasmic reticulum; endoplasmic reticulum membrane. The transcript has 3 exons.